AUUGUAUGAGGCAUGGACCGUGCGCGGAAGGCGCAGCCUCAUGCCAAUGAAGCGGUCUGGGCUCGCGAGGUGUCAAGGCAGCUCGAAGGCCAUGUAGCCCGCAUCAAUCAUGCGCAGCCUUCCAUCGACACGUCCGUUCCAAAAACCGCCACACAUGCCCCGACGGCAUCCAAGAAAUACCAGCUCCGUGAAGAACGGUUGGAUGCAAUCGAGAUCGAAAACAGGCGGCUCUUGGAUCGCAUCGCGUCCAUUGCGCUGUCGACGUCCAAGGACAGUGUCGAUGCCCACCCUCCACCCACCGUCAAGAAGAGCCUCCACGAAGGCCAACGCAAACGAGAGCAACAAAAGAUUUGGCACGAAAACCAAGCACUUCUCAAGCGAUUGCAGUCGGCCAAAUCGACCAUGAAACGUGUAGGCGAUGCCAAGACUGCGAAAUGGAAAAUGAAGUUUGUCAAGAGCAACGAGCACAAACUGAGCGCCCAAGACAACCUCGACCUUGAAAGCGCACACUGUGCUGACCACGCACCCAAGACCACCAAUCCUCGACACAAGAAAGGAAAACCAUCCAACAAAGUGUUUAUCGACCACAAGAAUACCCAACCACACCUCAUCCGUUCCGUCAAAUUGCCCCAACUUCACAGCAGCAACGACCACACGGAUAACAACACAGCCAACAUGCCGAUAUCGAGUCGUCAGCAACUCCCCGAAUCGCAUUGCCAUACCGGUGACGACGUCAAUCACGCCCGCAUCGCCGACGAGAAAUUCGCACUUCCAUCGCUUGUCCCGGCGACGCCACCGCAAGAUAUGCCAACAAAAUCAGCACGUGCCACGUGGACUCCACUCUGUCCCAUGCCUUCGUCGCGUCCUCCAACCGCAACAUACAGUGGUGUUGACGAGUGCGACCUUCCUUUGCCCUUGAUAUCCCCCGACCAAAAGGAAGACUGGAUUGAGAUCAUUGCUACGUCUGCUACGAUGGGCUUCAGUCGGGAAAACACGUCUCUCGACUGCACCCUGCGACGGCCUACCGUCGAAUCGCCGCAACCAGCGGCGCCCGAGACAGCACCCUCGCCAAUUCCUCGACACGACCACGACGUUGAUCAAGGUUGUAGAGAAAUCGCGCAGGUACAACCCCUCGAGACGGAAAAUGUCGACCGUGAGGGUACAACGGAAGCGCUUCUACACGAGGCAGUGGACCACCCACAUGACAUUCCUGCAGGCGGCCACGUAUUCAUCCAUGACCGUCCAAUCAAACGUACUAGCACGCCAUGCAGUGGCACAAAAUCAUCGAAUGAGUCAGUUGGUGCCGCUGCUGUACCGACACCUCGAGUUGAAUUGGACAACGCUGGCAAUCCAGAUGCGCCGUCUUGUCGAGCCAUCGACGACCAGCAAGGGAAUUCAGGUGGCCGCAAAGAGAGACGCACUGAAACGGGAUUUUUGAAGCAGAGCGACUCGUUGACUGCUGGCGUGGUCGAAAGCCCCGGCAACGACAUGCAAGAGUUUUUUCCUCGAGCGGUCGCUUCCCCUGGGGAAUACGUCGCGAUUGACCAAAGCAGUGCUGACCCGACCUCACGAAUGUCACAAUUUCGGGAUACCCAAGUGCCGGCUCCAGACGAUGGCGACCAGUACGCGGAUGAAUUCGAACCUGGCACAGGAACGUCACUGGAAAGUGGGGGUUGUCCCGAUGAAGGCGUCCAGUCGGUUGAAUCGAACGACCAUGGCGAGGAUGUCCACUCGACUGCGGUGUUACUCGUAAAGUGUGCCACAAACCAAGCGUGCAAAAAGUCCAUAGAAGCAUCGACACCACCGUGUCUUGAUGAAUUGGAUGCCCUUACUCUGACAUCGCCGACGGUGGACCUUUCAACUUGCAUCGACGAAGGCGACCCCGAGUUGCCAACUAUCAAACAUGUCCAUGCGGUGGCAUCUACCGAUUUGGGACCAAAUGAAGAUGCGUACAACAAUGAAGUUGACGAUGGCGCCACUGCUGACGGCAGUGCUGUGGCAACAUUCAAGAUCAGUGUGUCCGUCGAUGGCGUGGAAGGAAGCGUUGCAGCGCAGGUGGACCACAGCACAAUGCAUGAUUCACUCCACGAAAUCGCAGUGUCGCUUGCUUGUGGAGAUGCGGACGACGCGACCGAGAAAGCCAAGUUGCAUCCUUCGAAUUCUCAAUCGGGUCAGUCGAACGACGAAACUCCAGCUCGGACGACACUGAACGUGUCGAAUGCCAACCCAUCCAUGGAUACACAUGCCAUUCUGUCGGAGGACGCCCCUCGUCAACGCGUCACGGCCGAUGGUACAAGUGCCAUGCCAAGCUCCGACCUCUCCACACGAGUCCCUGGGAACUUUUCCAGUCAAGGCGAGUUCAACGGGAGUGCGCCACCUGAACGCGUCAGCAACUCGAUGGACGUAAGCCGUCAGCAAGCCAACAACGACACCGAAAGCAACCUUUUCAAGGGACUUGAACACGGCACGUCGAAUUCAUACGACGACUGCACAACGUCCAAGGAAAAUACACCACGUGCCGGCGAAAACGAAGAUGCACCGAGAAACAAGAGCUUGCCACCGCCCCGUUUGAUGGAUCCAUCUCGUGGCCUGAUCGUAAACGGAGAUCCUCGAUUUGUCACAUCAUACGAGGACGCACCACCCACGACGGACCACUAUUUUGCCGCCGACGCAUUCGAAACAGAAUCGCCAACUCGAACGUCCCCACGGCCCCCAUCGCGUCGUUUUCACGACGAAGCCGAUCACGACUAUCACGACGAAUUCGAUGAUGAGGUUGACCCAAGCAAUGAACCAUCUUCCAACCACGACGCCACAAGUGCGACGACAAUAGCGCCAAGCUCGCCCAAGCACGACUACUAUGACGACGACGACUUUGACAACAACUAGCGCAUACCCCACUUUCGUAAUUUAAACGCGACGACGCAAGUGUAGACAUCUUCUGCGAUCGACGCACGUGCAUACCAUGGC
This is a messenger RNA of Aphanomyces invadans, 2967 nucleotides long. RefSeq lists its product as hypothetical. The record is from RefSeq and is a predicted model, not a curated record. Lineage: Eukaryota; Oomycota; Saprolegniomycetes; Saprolegniales; Verrucalvaceae. The coding region runs from base 13 to 2886 and encodes 957 amino acids. The transcript is spliced from 3 exons.